This is a messenger RNA of Penicillium coprophilum, 564 nucleotides long. Its product is annotated as trafficking protein particle complex subunit. The transcript has 4 exons. The coding region runs from base 1 to 564 and encodes 187 amino acids. The record is from RefSeq and is a predicted model, not a curated record. Gene Ontology annotation, biological process: endoplasmic reticulum to Golgi vesicle-mediated transport; regulation of GTPase activity. Gene Ontology annotation, cellular component: TRAPP complex; trans-Golgi network; cis-Golgi network. Lineage: Eukaryota; Fungi; Ascomycota; Eurotiomycetes; Eurotiales; Aspergillaceae.
AUGUCAAUCGACUCAACCUCUCCGUUAAAUACCGAUCCAAAUGCCCGUGUCUUCAGCUCUUCAUGCUUCGACUUCCUACUCAUAGAAUUGGUGCCAAUGGCCGAGCGCAUGGCAAGGGAACUUGCGACCGAGGGAAAGGAAACAGAAGACGAAGAGGUUAGAGAGACAACAUUCUUCCGUCUAGAGUCUUUGGGUUAUCGGGUUGGACAAGGUCUUGCGGAGCGCUUCGCCCGCGAUCGUCCUCGCUUUACCGAUAACCUCGACGUGAUCAAGUUUCUCUGCAAGGAUCUGUGGACAGUCCUAUUCAAGAAACAGGUGGAUAAUUUGAAAACGAACCAUCGGGGAGUUUAUGUUUUGACCGAUAGCGCGUUCAGGCCGUUUGGUAGGAUGAGCAUGGCGGUGCGGAGUGAAGCAAUAUCCAUGGCGCAGGCAUAUCUCUGGUUUCCUUGCGGUAUCAUACGGGGCGCAUUAGCAAAUUUGGGUAUCAACACGACGGUGCAGGCCGAGACCUCAGAUCUACCAGGUGCAACUUUCCAGAUCAAAACCCUCCAGCCUCGACCCUGA